This is a messenger RNA of Drosophila nasuta, 1099 nucleotides long. Its product is annotated as glutaminyl-peptide cyclotransferase-like. Gene Ontology annotation, molecular function: glutaminyl-peptide cyclotransferase activity; zinc ion binding. Bases 68 to 1099 code for a protein of 343 amino acids. The record is from RefSeq and is a predicted model, not a curated record. NCBI's taxonomy places the organism in Eukaryota, Metazoa, Arthropoda, Insecta, Diptera, Drosophilidae. The transcript has 4 exons.
GUUUCAAUACAAAAAGUCGAUUCAGUGCGCCGUCACACAUCGCUGUGUUGAGAUCAAGAUUGGGAACAUGUCGCUGUUAGUGUCGCGCCUUUUAUUGCUUACAGUUACGAUCUGUGCGCUUGCAACUGAUUAUACGCAGGCCCAACAGCAGCAGCAGCAGCAAGCCAGCUUUCAAACAACGCACUGGGAUGACGAUGAGACGCACUUCAAUAGCAGUCUGUCUGCGAUUUUGGUGCCACGCGUCGUCGGCAGUCGUGGACAUGAGCAGGUUCGCAAUUAUCUGGUCAACUCUCUCAAUGGCCUUGGCUUUCAAACGGAAGUCGAUGAGUUCAAGCAGCGUGUCCCAGUGUUGGGCGAGCUCACGUUCGCCAAUGUGAUUGGCUACAUCAAUCCGCAGGCGGAGAACUUUUUGGCCCUCGCCUGCCACUAUGACAGCAAGUACUUUCCAAAUGAUCCGGGUUUCGUCGGUGCCACCGAUUCAGCUGUUCCCUGUGCCAUUCUCUUGAAUACCGCGAAGACUCUCAACACUUAUCUGCUGCAGCAAUUCCGCAAUCGUCGCGAUCUUGGACUUAUGAUGAUCUUCUUUGACGGUGAGGAGGCUUUUAAGGACUGGACAAACAGCGACUCAGUUUAUGGUUCCAGACACUUAGCUAAGAAACUGGCGCGCAGUGGACAAGCUAAUCUGGGACAACGUUACAUCGAUCGGAUUGAAGUGCUUGUGUUGCUUGAUUUGAUUGGAGCCCGUAAUCCGAAAUUUUCUAGUUUUUAUGAGAACACACAUGGUCUGCACUCCAGUUUAGUGCAGAUUGAACAAUCACUGCGUUCUGCUGGUCAUCUGAAGGGCAAUAAUCGUAUGUUUUUGAAUCGGCCAGCUGGCGGUUUAGUCGACGACGAUCAUCGUCCAUUCCUGGAGGAGAAUGUGCCCAUUUUGCAUUUGAUUGCUACGCCUUUCCCAGAUGUUUGGCACACACCCAGAGAUAAUGCUGCAAAUCUGCAUUAUCCUUCGAUACGUUACUUUAAUCGCGUAUUUCGCAGCUUCGUCUACGAGUAUCUGAAGCGCCAUACGGCUCCAGUGGACUUGCGUUUCCAUCGUGGAUAG